UGCACUUUGCUUCUCUCUUCUCUCUCUUUCUAAAACUAAAACUAAAACCUCUUCUCUCUCUCUCUCUCUCUCUCUCUCUCUCUCUCCUCUGUUCCAAGUUUCCAACGGAGAAGAACCACAACAGCGAAAAAGAUUUGAAGGGAAUAAGCUAUUGAUGGAUGAAUAUUCUGGUAAAAGAGCCAUUGAUGGGGUGGUAGUUCCUAAAAAGGGGAUGGGCCAUGUGUUUAGAGAUACCGCUAAUACUAGAGAUCGAAAUGGUCAAGUGUGCAGUCGCCUUGGUUGCAGUAGCAGAGUCAACUCUCCUAAAGGUGCUCAAAUUGGUUCUUCUGAAAAAGGUAAAUCUUUGAGGCCUUCAAUCCGAUCCUCUUCAAGUGGCAAGGAAGCAAUUGGAAGCUCCUCUAGAACUUUCUCUGGGGCUAGUAACCCAGGAAAACCCCUUAUAAAGCCCCGGAAAACAAUAUCGUCUCGGGUAGAGACUGAUUCAUCUGAAUCUAGUAGUGUACAAGAUGAACCAGAAGUUUCAAAGCUUGUCCCUCCACCUGAUAAAACUCAGAGAGGGGGACUUCAAGCUGAAGUGGAAAAUGCAGAGUCUAGUAAUGUCAUGCUGAUGGAAGUAGGGAGCUCUAGUGUAGUAUCUAAUACAAGAUCUCGGAGGAAUUUUCAUUCGAAGCCUGGAUUACGUGGUCAAGAAAUUAAAAACACUGGUCCAGUGACACGUGCAGGUGCCAGUAAGUAUGGGUUAAGGAACCUCAGAUGCAACUCUAUUUCUGAUGUCAUCCCUGCUGAUUGUUUACCAUCAGAUUCAACCCUUAACAAAAGGAAGGAUAUGAUAAAAAAGAGAAAUUGUGAAGGGGAAAGUAGUUCCACUGCUAGAGGGAAAAAGAUGAGUGGGUCUUCAUUAGAAGGACGGAAUUCUGGUUCCAGAAAUGGCAUAUCUAUCUCUGAUUCAAGAAUAUCUAGAAAUACUCCUCCUCACAGGGACAGGCCAGACAGCAACGUAGCGUCGGUUAGGACACGAAGACCAAUAAGUGGUAAUGCCAGGGGAAGGCUUUCUAGCCAAGGAAAUGCUAAUCAUGUGGCACCCAAUGAGUCUUUUGUCAUGAUACCUUCUUUGCCUCAUUCUAGUGAUCUUCAUGCUCCUGGUGUAUCACAUCAUACAUCUGUAGAGACUCCUUUAAGUCGUCUGAGCUCUUAUAGUAGAGCAGGUACCGGCAGUGAGGAGUUAUAUGGUGUUAUGCCUGUGUCUCCUGCAGACUAUGGCAUCACUCAUUCUCUAAUAAAUCGGGAUAGCUUUCGACGUCGCUACAACAUGGAUGGUAUUACAGAGGUAUUGUUGGCACUUGAGAGGAUUGAACAAGAUGUUGAGCUAACACAUGAGCAAAUUCUUUUACUGGAGUCGAACUUGUUCCUUACUGGACUAAACUUCUAUGAUCAGCACAGAGACAUGCGAUUGGACAUUGAUAACAUGUCAUAUGAGGAACUACUUGCUCUGGAAGAGAGGAUGGGUACUGUGAGCACAGCUCUAACAGAGGAAACACUUUCAGAAUGUCUAAAGAGAAGUUUCUAUCAAUCCUCACCCUCAGACCAUGCAGCUGAGAGUUGCAAUGAGGAUAACGAUGAUACCAAAUGCAGCAUCUGCCAGGAGGAAUAUGUGGCCACAGAUGAAGUGGGGAGUCUGCAAUGCGAACAUAUGUAUCAUGUGGUUUGCAUACAACAAUGGCUACGGCUAAAAAACUGGUGCCCUAUUUGCAAAGCAUCAGUGGCACCGUCAAAUUCAUCCUCAUCUCAUUAAUUACAUUGUUAAACCAGACGAGGGAGACAGAUUUCUUUCUAUCCCCUCUUUCUCUCUUUUUUUAUUAUUUUGGAUCACUUUUGUACAAAAUACAGUUGCUCCUCCUCACCUCUUCUUAUUGGUCAUUUGUACAUAGCCAAUAUCUUCAUCCACAUUAUCUAAUAACACAAGCCACAGGCUUGAUAGACUUAAAUUUCUUCUUAAGCUGCGGGUGCAAUAUUCUUCUUACACAUUAUCUAGAUGUCCUUCCUUCCUUCUUGCGUUCUCUUUUUUAAUUCUUACAUAAGAUGCCUUAAGGAGGAUUUGGAAGGAGAAGUAAAAGGAAGGCAAUGAAGUUGCUUUUUUUUUUUUUUUCUCUCUAUUUGUAUUAUAACGUUUAUUAUGAGGUUUUAGAUUUAGGUUUAGU
Messenger RNA from Gastrolobium bilobum, 2198 nucleotides. RefSeq names its product E3 ubiquitin-protein ligase MBR2. The transcript has 6 exons. Gene Ontology annotation, molecular function: ubiquitin protein ligase activity. The coding region runs from base 155 to 1792 and encodes 545 amino acids. NCBI's taxonomy places the organism in Eukaryota, Viridiplantae, Streptophyta, Magnoliopsida, Fabales, Fabaceae. The record is from RefSeq and is a predicted model, not a curated record.